Messenger RNA from Octodon degus (degu), 956 nucleotides. RefSeq names its product killer cell lectin like receptor D1 (gene Klrd1). Gene Ontology annotation, biological process: positive regulation of natural killer cell mediated cytotoxicity; stimulatory C-type lectin receptor signaling pathway. The record is from RefSeq and is a predicted model, not a curated record. The coding region runs from base 173 to 709 and encodes 178 amino acids. Lineage: Eukaryota; Metazoa; Chordata; Mammalia; Rodentia; Octodontidae. The transcript has 6 exons.
UUUACCACUUUAUACACAACACAUCUGCAUCUCAUCAGUAAAGCAUUCAAGAAUUUUUUUCUUUUUAAUUUCUUUAUUUUUAGCCUCCUUCUCAACUCCCUGAUUCAGUAUCUGUUUUCUUAAAUGACUGCACUCCGUGACUUCUCUGCAUGAACUUGAAGAGUUGCUUCUCAUGGCAGUUUCUCAUGUCACUCUGUGGAGAUUAAUUUCUGGAUUCCUGGGAGUAAUAUGCCUUUCACUGAUGGCUACUUUGGGAAUUUUAUUGAAAAAUACCUUCACUAAACAAAGUGUUCAAUCAACAGCUCCAGUAUCCAUCAAAGGACUCCAGAAAGUACCUGACUGCUGUUCUUGCCAAGACAAGUGGAUCGGCUACCAGUGCAAUUGUUACUUCAUUUCUUAUGAUAGAAAGUCUUGGGAGGAAAGUAGGCAUUUCUGUGCUUCUCACAACUCCAGUCUUCUGCAGCUCCAAAACAGGGAUGAAUUGGCUUUUAUGAACACCACCACAGUGCUGUUUUGGAUUGGUCUCUCUUUUAAUAAAGAACAUGAUACCUGGUUGUGGGAAGAUGGCUCGGCUCCUUCCAAGAAGUUAUUCCCAUUGCUUCCAACUCCAGCUCCAGGGAAGUGUGUAGAAUAUAACCCAAGACAAGUGGCUUUGACUGAAUCCUGUGGAAAGAACAAUCGUUACAUCUGCAAGCAACGGCUUAUUUAAAUGUUUCCUUGGGCAGAUUAGUAGACAAUAGAGAAGCAAGACUACUAAAAAAUAUCACCUUUUCUUCCUAAAUUAUUACUGCUGUCUACUUUUAGGACGUGUGAAAUGUUUCAAGCUGUCUUACACAAUUUUCAAAUAUUUGAAACGAUGUGUUUUUAAAAUGGAAGUUGUAUGCCUAUGCAUGAAAUUGUCAAGUAUAAAGAUACAUAGUUAUCUGAAUUUUUAAACUGAAUGAAUAUGUUUAACA